This is a messenger RNA of Glarea lozoyensis ATCC 20868, 1137 nucleotides long. RefSeq lists its product as uncharacterized. The coding region runs from base 1 to 1137 and encodes 378 amino acids. The record is from RefSeq and is a predicted model, not a curated record. The transcript is spliced from 7 exons. NCBI's taxonomy places the organism in Eukaryota, Fungi, Ascomycota, Leotiomycetes, Helotiales, Helotiaceae.
AUGAAGCUCUCAAACAUCGCAUCGCUGCUCGCAGCCUUGCCCCUCAUCAGUGCCCUCGCCAUCGACGUCCGCACCCCAGAAACCGCCAUUCCACGCCCCACCCUCAAAGCCCUCAAAGCAUGCGAGAAAAACAACUGCAAACAAGCCGUCAAAGCCUGGUCCGAAUGUCAAACCUACACCACCAAAACCCGUCCUUCAGAGACCAUGCAACAAUGUCUCUGCGGGGGCCCCAACAACCUCGAUGGGCUAUGGCACUAUGAAUGGUACAGUGCGCUUGUUGAGAGCUGUGCGCCUUGUGUUGAGGAAGUCGUUACGCCUGGUGAUACCACGCUCUCAACCGCUUUGGGUCUUGCCGCUGCGGAGUUCUGCUCGGGUGGUGAUCUGACCAAAUUUACGACUGCGGCUAAGGAGCUGGAGAAUGUGAUUUUCCCGUUUUCGUUGCCAGAGGCAGUCUUCUGUCACCUGCUUUGGAGAAAUGCUACUCAUCCGAUUCCUGUAACACAGCUCGUGGCCUUUGGACCCAGUGUUUUCAGUCCACCAAUCCUGUCGAUAUCUGGGAUUGCUUUUGUAGAGUUCAAGGUGGCCAUGCUGGACCUGGUGGAGGAGCUUUUGGAGCUUAAUUGGGGUACUUCUGCUUCCGAUUGUGCAUCCUGUAUCAAUACCGCUGCAAACUUACACCUCGACGCCUUCGGCCUGAUCCAGCCAUAUUGCUUCCUUCAGACAGAUUACCAAAAGGCUGUUGAUGACCUGAAGGCCGGUGUCAAAAAGCAGACUGUCACCAACAAGUCAUCUAUCGAGGUACUCAGCUUCACCGCGCAAGAUCCAGUCGGUCCUCAGGGACGCGCAUGCUUGGGAGGACAUGUUGGCAUCGGUGAAGGAGAUAGCGGACCAUGGGGAGACGCAGCUUAUCCAUGCACACAGUGCAUCAACGACGCAAUUGGAUCACACCUAAGUGUUCUGGACCUACUGGUGCCCUAUUGCAGCUUGUCUCCUGACAAUCAAGCUUUGAAGACUAAACUUAACGCUGAUGCACAUCAACAAACAGUCUACAAUAACUCCCCCAUUGAGAUGCUUCGAUUCGUUGAACGAACGCGAGAUCAUAAGAGAGAAGCAGAACCUAGCUCAAUUGAGGCGUGA